Messenger RNA from Bicyclus anynana (squinting bush brown), 1152 nucleotides. RefSeq lists its product as uncharacterized. Lineage: Eukaryota; Metazoa; Arthropoda; Insecta; Lepidoptera; Nymphalidae. The transcript has a single exon. The record is from RefSeq and is a predicted model, not a curated record. The coding region runs from base 323 to 745 and encodes 140 amino acids.
CGGCAGAUGCGUCGCAGCUGUCGGCCCGGCCGGUCCUCUCGCCCCGCGCAACCUUCGCCCCGCGGCUCGCGCAAUCGCGGCUAACAGUUUUAUUUUCCCGAAUAAACUUUAUCAAACAAAGCGUGCGUGCCCCGCACCCUGCAUCUGCUCGCCCAGCUGUUCCCGCUGCAGCUGCCCGCACCGUCUCGCUCUAUCGCAGCGACCCGCGCCCGCGUCCGAGCGAGAUGAAUAACAACUAGUGUGAUCGCAUCGAGACCCUUCAGUUCCCCGUGCACGGCCCACUCGUAGUUCGGAUCCAGACGCCGGCGGGCUAACUGUGACUAUGACGAGUAAGCGCAAACGCGAUCGCGACAAUGAAACCGAGCGGCAUCUGAAACGUCAACGAAGGCGAAAGCGUUCACGCAGCGUACCACUGAUGAACGACCCGGAUAACGCCGAAAAGCGUCAAGCGCUGAAGCGGCUGUUCGGGCGGAUCUGCUCGGUGGAGAUGGACAACGAAGGCCCGGCGACGGGUCUGUCCGACACCAGCGACGUGGACAGCCGCGACGCCUACGGGGACGAGAACGACGACCCCCUGCUGGACUCGGUGCCCGUUGACAUGGACCCGGAGCAGUUGGGCUUCUUGGUGUGCGCGCAGGAGACGCUGCGUUUCUUGCACGGGCGCGGCAUCCCCAUCGAGCAUCCCGUGUUCUCACGGCUGCGUAUGCGCCUUCUCCGCGGCAUCGGGGAAAUGGCGAUGGCCUGAGCGAUGCUCGGCCCAGAGCCCGCCAGAAACUAAUCCCGCUUCUGUCUUCUCUCUCGGACGUUACUCUGUGUGGUUUAUGUCAUUUAGUGUCAAUCGAUGUGAUCUCCCCAAACGAACUAUUCCUACAGCCAGGGCUCUGGUUUAGUGUAAGGUAUCUCGAUGUAAAAUUGUUGUUGUGUAUCAAAUGUGGAGGCAACAGGUGGCCCGCGAGGGUGUUCUAGUCAUUAACUAGUCAAUAACGAAAUAUAUUUGUUAAACGAAAGAUGUAUUGAAUAUUUAAUUAAAUGUAAUAAAUUCGUCCACGAAUUUUGUGUUUACUCUUAUUUCCCAUCUCAGGGUAAUUAUGGAAUAUACCUAUUUAAGUUAUGUUUCAACUAUACUAAUAAAAAUAUUAUGAUAAGAAACAA